AUGUCUAAAAGAUCGUUAGAUAGAGAAGAAGAAGAUAGAGUAGUAUCUGCCAGAACAGGUAAUAAUGAUGGACCUGCCGUUAAAGGUUCUGGUGAUGGAGACUUAGAUAUGAUUGAUGACGGUCAAUUUAGUGAUGCAUUUGAAAGUGACGAAGAAAUCGUGGAACUUGAUGAUGAAGAAGAUAUAGAUGUUGAUGAUGAGGGUGAAUUGUUGGAAGUUACAGAAGAAAAAGCAGCAGAAUUGUUAAGAAAGGAUCAGGAAGCUAGUAACACCAACAAUGGGGGUAAAGAGUUAUACUUACCAAACAUAUCUCGUCCAUUAGGACCCGAUGAAGUUCUAGAGGCCGAUCCAACCGUGUAUGAGAUGUUACAUAAUGUUAAUCUUCCUUGGCCUUGUAUGACUUUAGACAUUAUUCCAGAUACACUUGGUUCGGAACGUAGAAGUUAUCCACAAUCUAUAUUGAUGACAACAGCAACUCAAGCCUCUAAAAAGAAGGAUAAUGAAAUGAUUGUUUUGUCAUUAACUCAAUUGAACAAGACUUUAGUGAAAGAGGAUGGUGCAGACGAUAAUGACGAUGAGGAUAAUGAGGAUAAUGAUGAUGAUCCAAUUAUUGAAAAUGAAAAUAUACCACUAAGAGAUACAACAAAUAGAUUAAAAGUUUCUCCAUUUGCACAAUCCAAUCAAGAAGUUCUUACUGCUACAAUGAGUGAAAAUGGUGAAGUUCACAUUUUCGAUAUUGGUCCACAAUCAAGAGCAUUCUCUACACCAGGAUACCAAAUCCCAAAAACAGCAAAGAGACCAUUACACACAAUUAAGAAUCACGGUAAUGUUGAAGGUUAUGCUUUAGAUUGGUCUCCAAUGAUUAGAGGUGGUGCAUUAGUGACUGGUGAUUGUUCUGGUCAAAUUUAUUUGACUCAAAGAGGUACCUCAAAAUGGAGUACUGAUAAACAACCAUUCAGUGUCGGUAACAAUAAAUCAAUUGAAGAUUUGCAAUGGUCUUCAACUGAAAAUACGGUAUUUGCAUCAUGUGGUGUUGAUGGGUUUAUAAGAAUCUGGGACACUAGAUCAAAGAAACAUAUUCCAGCUCUGUCCGUCAAGGCUUCUAACACAGAUGUAAAUGUUAUUAGUUGGAGUUCUAAGGUAGGUUACUUAUUAGCAAGUGGGGAUGACAACGGUUCUUGGGGUGUUUGGGAUUUGAGACAAUUCUCCCCAGACAAUAUUAACAAUGUCCAGCCAGUUGCACAAUAUGAUUUCCAUAAAGGUGCUAUUACUUCCAUCAGUUUUAACCCAUUGGAUGAAUCUGUUAUAGCAGUUGCUUCUGAAGAUAACACAGUGACACUAUGGGAUUUGUCUGUGGAGGCAGAUGACGAAGAAAUUAAACAACAAAAAGCAGAGACUAAAGAAUUGGAACAAAUCCCACCGCAAUUACUUUUCGUACAUUGGCAAAAGGAAGUUAAAGAUGUUAAAUGGCAUAAACAAAUUCCGGGUUGUUUGGUUAGUACAGGUACUGAUGGUCUUAACAUAUGGAAGACUAUCAGUGUAUAA
Messenger RNA from Maudiozyma barnettii, 1545 nucleotides. RefSeq names its product ribosome biosynthesis protein RRB1 (gene RRB1). The coding region runs from base 1 to 1545 and encodes 514 amino acids. The record is from RefSeq and is a predicted model, not a curated record. Lineage: Eukaryota; Fungi; Ascomycota; Saccharomycetes; Saccharomycetales; Saccharomycetaceae. The transcript has a single exon. Gene Ontology annotation, molecular function: protein binding.